This is a messenger RNA of Elephantulus edwardii (Cape elephant shrew), 171 nucleotides long. RefSeq names its product cytochrome b-c1 complex subunit 10-like. Lineage: Eukaryota; Metazoa; Chordata; Mammalia; Macroscelidea; Macroscelididae. Gene Ontology annotation, biological process: mitochondrial electron transport, ubiquinol to cytochrome c. Gene Ontology annotation, cellular component: mitochondrial inner membrane. The transcript has a single exon. The coding region runs from base 1 to 171 and encodes 56 amino acids. The record is from RefSeq and is a predicted model, not a curated record.
AUGCUGACCAGGUUCCUAGGCCCUCGUUAUCGGGAGCUGGCCAAGUACUGGCUACCCACUGUGGGCAUGUGGGGCGCCGUGGGCUCCGUGGGGCUGGUGUGGGCCACUGACUGGAGGCUGAUCCUGGAUUGGGUGCCCUACAUCAAUGGCAAGUUCAAGAAGGACGAUUGA